Molecule: messenger RNA, 780 nt
Organism: Ananas comosus (pineapple)
Lineage: Eukaryota; Viridiplantae; Streptophyta; Magnoliopsida; Poales; Bromeliaceae
Exons: 1
Coding region: 1-780 (259 amino acids)
Source: RefSeq, a predicted model, not a curated record
AUGGCGGCGGAGAGGGAGCACGCACUAGCGGCCCUUGUGAUGUUCCGAAAAUUCGAUCCGCCAGUAUUUGACGGGGAGAAGGUCGAGCCUUGGAUGGUCGAGUCAUGGGUAGACUCGAUGGAGACCUUGUUUGAGGACCUCUACACGUUAGAGAGGGACAAAGUGCACCUCGCCACACGUUGUUUGGAGCGGAAGGCGAAAGUGUGGUGGAAGUGGAUUAAGCGGGAUCGGUCUUCCGACCUUCCGCCGUUGACGUGGGAGGAAUUUCAGGGUUUGCUAUUUACUAAUUACUUCCCCGAUAGUGAGAAGAAAAAGCUCCAGGAGCAGUUCAGAAAGUUGAAGCAGGGUAACCGCUCGGUAGGGGAGUAUGAGCGGGAGUUCUCACACAUUAUAAACUGCGUCCCCGACGUAGUGCGGGACGACAGGGAUCGAGCGGAUUGGUUCGAGCGAGGACUCCGGCCGGAUAUCUAUAGGGCGGUUCACAUUCUUAAGCUCACUUCCUUUGCGAAGAUGUUAGAUCGGGCGUUGUGGGCGGAGCAGGGUAAUGCCCACGUCCGUGAGGAGCGCGAAGCAUUCGAGAGGGACGGUGGAAAGAAGCGGGCUCAAAGUGGCUCGAGAGCUCAGUCAAAGUCAAGAAAGUCCCCGAAGUACCCGCGAACUCAGUCCAAGGGCCGUAGACCUCAGCGGUGUGCUAUUUGUGGUGGAAAUCAUGUACCAAGGGCUUGCGGGAAGCGGGAAGGAAAGUGCUUCACUUGCGGUCAGGCGGGACAUAUCAGUUGA